Molecule: messenger RNA, 1051 nt
Organism: Rubroshorea leprosula
Lineage: Eukaryota; Viridiplantae; Streptophyta; Magnoliopsida; Malvales; Dipterocarpaceae
Source: the annotation of a GenBank genome assembly
GGUGCAGAUCACCCCCUUAACUCAUCAACUGGUGGCAAAUCAACCCCUCAACUCACUUCACGCGCAAAUCAACCCCUCAACUCACCUACAGUGGCAAAUCAGCCCCUCUAUUAAGCUGACAUCAUCAUCUGUUAACUUUUAACGAUCCGCUCAUAAGCCCCUCUGCGUCUGACGUGGUUUUAUUAUUAUUUUUUUUUUGGGUUUCAAAGUUUUAAUCUUUGUUAACAGGUUUUCAGCAAAAAAAAAAAAAAAAUCUUUGCUAACAAAAAAUCUUUUUUCUUUUUUCUUUUUCUUUUUUUUUUGUGAAAAAUGAUUUCUCGGAAGGAUUUGUCCACCGUCUUGAAGGCGGUGAUUCCACUUUACGUAGCGAUGAUCUUGGCAUACGGGUUGAUUCGUUGGUGGAAGAUUUUCUCACCGGACCAGUUCUCCGGCAUCAACUGUUUCGUCGCGAUUUUCACUGUCCCGCUCGUCUUUUCACUUUAUUUCCACCAACAAUCCAUACAAAAUGAAUUACAGGCAUUCCACUGUUUGAUCGCCAUGUACGGCCACGACUCCGGCAGCCUUAUGGUCCAGGUGGCGGUUCUCCAAUGCAUCAUCUGGUACACUCUGCUUCUUUUUCUCUUCGAGUAUCGUGGUGCCAAGAUCCUGAUCAUGGAGCAGUUCUCGAAGACUGCCGCUCGAUUGUCUCCUUCAAGGUGGAUUCUGACGUUGUCUCACUCCAUGGACGGGAAUUUCUGGAAACGACGCUGCAAUUGUAGAAGACGGGAAGCUUCAUGUCACUUUGAGGAAAUCAAACGCUUCUCGCCGUUCCUUCGCAAUGACGCCACGGCCAUCCAAUCUUACCGGUGUUGAGAUAUACAAGCUUAAGUUCAUCCCGGAAUCCAACGCCCAGAGGUUCGAAUUUCAGCCAUUCCGAUUUCUAUUCCAUGAUGGGAAUUCAGGGGUUCCAAGAAGACAGUCCAACUUUGGUCCAGUCGAUUUAUACCCUGUUCAAUCAUCAAGAGGGCCGACUCCGAGACCCUCAAAUUUUGAAGAAAAUUGUAUAGUAAUG